AUGUUUGCGUUACAGGACUGGCGGGGUCUUGCUAAAGGUGAACAUUUGUCAGGGGAGCAGGAAAUGAUCACUCUGAGGGGAAACUACAACUCUAAGAAUCAUAGAGGAGGACAAGAAAACGCGUUCAACGGUUUCUUCCUCGCUCGAAACAGUAAUGUUCCUGAUUCAGGGGACGACAAGGAGCACAGACAGAGGACACAGUCCGGGGACCUGGUACAGGACGACAAGGAGCACAGACAGAGGACACAGUCGGGGGACCUGGUACUGGACGACAAGGAGCACAGACAGAGGGCACAGUCCGGGGACCUGGUACAGGACGACAAGGAGCACAGACAGAGGACACAGUCCGGGGACCUGGUACAGGACGACAAGGAGCGCAGACAGAGGGCACAGUUCGGGGACCUGGUACAGGACGACAAGGAGCGCAGACAGAGGACACAGUCCGGGGACCUGGUACAGGACGACAAGGAGCGCAGACAGAGGGCACAGUCCGGGGACCUGGUACAGGACGACAAGGAGCGCAGACAGAGGACACAGUCCGGGGACCUGGUACAGGACGACAAGGAGCACAGACAGAGGACACAGUCCGGGGACCUGGUACAGGACGACAAGGAGCACAGACAGAGAACACAGUCGGGGAAUGUAGUGCUGGACGACAAGGAGCACAGACAGAGGACACAGUCCGGGGACCUGGACGACAAGGAGCACAGACAGAGGACACAGUCCGGGGACCUGGUACAGGACGACAAGGAGCACAGACAGAGGGCACAGCCCGGGGACCUGGUACAGGACGACAAGGAGCACAGACAGAGGGCACAGUCCGGGGACCUGGUACAGGACGACAAGGAGCACAGACAGAGGACACAGUCCGGGGACCUGGUACAGGACGACAAGGAGCACAGACAGAGGACACAGUCGGGGAAUGUAGUGCUGGACGACAAGGAGCACAGACAGAGGACACAGUCGGGGAAUGUAGUGCUGGACGACAAGGAGCACAGACAGAGGACACAGUCCGACGACAAGGAGCACAGACAGAGGACACAGUCCGGGGACCUGGUACAGGACGACAAGGAGCGCAGACAGAGGGCACAGUCCGGGGACCUGGUACAGGACGACAAGGAGCACAGACAGAGGACACAGUCCGGGGACCUGGACGACAAGGAGCGCAGACAGAGGGCACAGUCCGGGGACCUGGUACAGGACGACAAGGAGCGCAGACAGAGGGCACAGUCCGGGGACCUGGUACAGGACGACAAGGAGCACAGACAGAGGACACAGUCCGGGGACCUGGACGACAAGGAGCACAGACAGAGGACACAGUCGGGGGACCUGGUACAGGACGACAAGGAGCACAGACAGAGGACACAGUCGGAGGAUGUAGUGCUGGACGACAAGGAGCACAGACAGAGGACACAGUCGGGGGACCUGGUACAGGACGACAAGGAGCACAGACAGAGGACACAGUCGGGGAAUGUAGUGCUGGACGACAAGGAGCACAGACAGAGGACACAGUCCGUCAGUCCGGGGACCUGGUACAGGACGACAAGGAGCACAGACAGAGGACACAGUCCGGGGACCUGGUACAGGACGACAAGGAGCACAGACGGAGGACACAGACGACAAGGAGCACAGACAGAGGACACAGUCGGGGGACCUGGUACAGGACGACAAGGAGCACAGACAGAGGACACAGUCGGAGGAUGUAGUGCUGGACGACAAGGAGCACAGACAGAGGACACAGUCGGGGGACCUGGUACAGGACGACAAGGAGCACAGACAGAGGACACAGUCGGGGAAUGUAGUGCUGGACGACAAGGAGCACAGACAGAGGACACAGUCCGUCAGUCCGGGGACCUGGUACAGGACGACAAGGAGCACAGACAGAGGACACAGUCCGGGGACCUGGUACAGGACGACAAGGAGCACAGACAGAGGACACAGUCGGAGGAUGUAGUGCUGGACGACAAGGAGCACAGACAGAGGACACAGUCCGGGGACCUGGACGACAAGGAGCACAGACAGAGGACACAGUCCGGGGACCUGGUACAGGACGACAAGGAGCGCAGACAGAGGGCACAGUCCGGGGACCUGGUACAGGACGACAAGGAGCACAGACAGAGGGCACAGUCCGGGGACCUGGACGACAAGGAGCACAGACAGAGGACACAGUCCGGGGACCUGGUACAGGACGACAAGGAGCGCAGACAGAGGGCACAGUCCGGGGACCUGGUACUGGACGACAAGGAGCGCAGACAGAGGGCACAGUCCGGGGACCUGGUACAGGACGACAAGGAGCACAGACAGAGGACACAGUCCGGGGACCUGGACGACAAGGAGCACAGACAGAGGGGACAGUCCGGGGACCUGGUACAGGACGACAAGGAGCACAGACAGAGGGCACAGUCCGGGGAAUGUAGUGCUGGACGACAAGGAGCACAGACAGAGGGCACAGUCCGGGGGAUGUAG
Molecule: messenger RNA, 2466 nt
Organism: Bolinopsis microptera
Lineage: Eukaryota; Metazoa; Ctenophora; Tentaculata; Lobata; Bolinopsidae
Product: myb-like protein X
Exons: 10
Coding region: 1-2466 (821 amino acids)
Source: RefSeq, a predicted model, not a curated record